UAUUGCCGGUUGGUAUCGCAUCACUUCGUCACACUACCCACUGCGAUCACGGUGUUUCGGGCUGGACAAUCCGACGAUGUUUUUUUUUAUUAUUAUUAUUGUCACAGUCAAUCGACGAGACUCGACCCGAGACAGACGCGCCCGCGGACGUUUGUGCGCGUGCAUUUAAAAAAUAUCACCUACGCCAGAGAUACCGCAUUAAAUCAAAUUUUGAUACCAUGACCAGCGACCCCGGAGCACAGUCGUGCCGGCGAGUGGUAUUCGACCGGGUGCUGGGCAAAGGGACGUUCAGCACGGUGUACAGAGCGCUGGUAGAGCCGGACAACGAGCACAUAGCCCUGAAAAUCGUUCACCUGCGAAACAUUGUCAACGACCUAAAAACCGUACAGGACUGCGUAAACGAAAUCAGCAACCUGAAGAAACUGAACCAUUCAAAUAUCAUACGAUGUUUGUGGUGGGAUUUUUCGGAUUUUGAACUGAAAAUUGGGUUGGAACUGGCUACUGGYGGAGAUCUAAGACGGAUCAUCCAUGAACAUUAUGAUAAUUUUAAUCUAAUUAAAGAACCUACCAUUUGGUCCUGUGCCGUCCAAUUAUCCAGUGCACUUUAUCACAUGCACAAAUCAAGAAUCAUGCACCGAGACAUCAAACCGGCCAACAUUUUCGUAUACGGAUUGAAAGAAGACGAGCAAUCGCUGUACGAGCGGUGGGAAAAUGUGAAGAUCAAGCUCGGCGACUUUGGAUUUAGCAAAGACAUCGCGAACGGUUCGGACAUGACCUGUCGAUCGGUGUUGGGCUCUCCACUGUACAUGAGCCCCGAGAGGAUGUUACACCAAAAGUAUUACUUUGACAGCGACAUAUGGUCAAUGGCUUGUGUCAUAUACGAGUUGGUAGCACUUCAGGCUCCAUUUCAUUUGAAUACUUUAGAUAUGAACUUGAUGACCAAAAGAAUAAUAAAUGGAUUUUACCCACCCAUACCUUCAGACAUUUAUUCAAUAAAGAUAACAAAAUUCAUAGAUAGCUGCAUAAUAGUCAACCACAAGUUCAGGCCGAAUAUAUCACAGAUCCUGAGAGUAACACGGAGAGGAUUGGCCGAAUCUCGGAAUUCUGCACUUCCAUCGUAAUUUGAUGAUAGCUAUAUCAAAAACCAUUAUAGUUUCAUUACAGUCUAAAUUCUAGACUAUUAUAAUAUUUAAUUUUUUUUGGUGUCUUUUAGAUUCUAGAACACCAUUUAAAAUGGUUUGCCAGUAACAGCUACAGGUAUAACAUUUCAAAUUACCUAAUACUUCUGACAGAGUAAAUGCACCUACUAUAGAAUCUAGUAGAUAAUUUUGUACAACCAUCAAUCAAUUCAUUUUUAAUUAUAUUUUUAUUUAUUUUUUAUACAUCUUUAUUAGGGCUAAACAAUAAAUGUACAACAAUUGAU
This is a messenger RNA of Diuraphis noxia (Russian wheat aphid), 1423 nucleotides long. Its product is annotated as serine/threonine-protein kinase nekl-3-like. Gene Ontology annotation, molecular function: protein serine/threonine kinase activity; ATP binding. Lineage: Eukaryota; Metazoa; Arthropoda; Insecta; Hemiptera; Aphididae. Gene Ontology annotation, biological process: protein phosphorylation. The record is from RefSeq and is a predicted model, not a curated record.